Molecule: messenger RNA, 1857 nt
Organism: Pieris brassicae (large cabbage white)
Lineage: Eukaryota; Metazoa; Arthropoda; Insecta; Lepidoptera; Pieridae
Product: alkylglycerol monooxygenase-like
Exons: 10
Coding region: 169-1536 (455 amino acids)
Biological process (GO): lipid biosynthetic process
Cellular component (GO): endoplasmic reticulum
Molecular function (GO): oxidoreductase activity; iron ion binding
Source: RefSeq, a predicted model, not a curated record
GUUGACUUUACAUUCAGUCUGCGCAAGCGCAGCCCGUGUGCACAAUCGUACUUCAAUUACUCGAACUAAAGUGUAUUGUUUAAUACGGGAAUUAUAGUGAUAAUGUGAUUAUUGGAUACAAGUAAUAUAUAUCACUAAGAAAUUAUACAUUAAAAGUCAACAACGAAGAUGGCGUCCGAGGUGCUUUAUAGGAACUCCACGGUCAAUAAGGAGCUAUCAGAUGUGUUGGUGACACAUUUGAAGGGUGUAGGUCGAAUGUUCUACAUACAUUCCCCUGAAGAAACGUUAUAUGAAAAACCCGAAGAUGUGCCAAACUUCUUUAGACAGUCAUUCCCAUACUUCAUAAUAUUUAUGAUUAUUGAACAUAUAGUGCUUAGAUUAGAAGGCAAGAAAGGGAUUCGUUUAAAUGACGGCGUAACAAGUAUAUCACAUGGAAUAUUUCAAGAAUGUGGAAGAUUAAUAUGGCGUGGGGCAGAGUCUUAUUUAUACACAUGGAUAUAUAGCAAUUAUAGAAUGGUAGACCUCCCCUGGGAUAAUACAUUGACAUGGUACGCCGCCGCUUUGGGAGUCGAUUUCUGCUAUUAUUGGAUGCACAGAGCUUGUCAUGAGGUUCACAUACUAUGGGCCCAGCAUCAAGUGCAUCACACAUCAGAGGACUUCAAUAUGGGCGUCGGCAUCAGACAGUCGGUGUUGCAAGGAUGGUGUGGAUUUGCGUUCUACUUACCACUCGCCUUAGCGAUUCCGCCCGCCCAGUUUGUGAUGCACCACCAGUUCAGCUACUUGUAUAUGUUCUGGAUUCACACGGAGGCCAUCAAAAGUCUUGGACCCUUAGAGUAUAUUUUGAAUACUCCAAGUCACCACAGAGUACACCAUGGUAGCAACAAAUACUGCUUGGAUGUCAACUAUGGCGGAGUGCUCAUCAUUUGGGACAGGUUGUUCGGAACAUUUAGACCGGAAACUGACAAAAUUGAAAUUGUCUACGGUCUCAUUUACAACCAGCCAUCGUUUAACCCAUUCUAUUUACAAAUUUUCUAUACUGGAUAUGUGAUAGAGAAAUUCCGUAGCUUUGAAAAUUGGGAACACAAGAUCAAAGCGAUAGUUUGGGGUCCGAGCUGGCAGCCUGGAACAGCGAGACUUGGAGAUGACGAUUUAAAAGAAGAUAUUGAAAGUAGAGAAAAAUACGACGUGACUCUCCCUACCUGGUGCAAUGGCUACAUCGUAGUACAUUAUGCUGUUGUUUUCUAUGGUUUCUUUGAACUCGCCUCCAGAUACAUGGGCAUGACACCGUUAUCAGUUCUGAUUUUCGUAUUUUACGUGAUGGCGUCGCUAACUGUAAUUGGAAUGCUGUUCGACAAUUCAAGAUACGCUCCGGUGUUGGAGGUUCUUCGUUGUUCAGCGCUCGCUUUCCUUACGAGAAGCAUUUCUUCACCAACUCCUGUCACAACCCUUCUGCAAAUAUUCUAUGUCGCAUCAGCUAUGUUCUGGUGUCUUAAUACCAUGAAGCUAUUGGAAAUUAAGAGAACUAAAUUAGAAUAAGAGUCCAGUUGAUGCACUAAGACUGAAAACGUUUAACUUUUAAGUACCCCACGUGCCAAAUGUUUAUUAUUGGGAAAAGAUUUUGUUUUCUGUUUUCAUUUUCUUCUUGACAUUUUUUAAUUUCACCAGUAUAAAAUUUAACCAGGAAAAAAUUUAUAGUUAAUACCUAGUCGUAGAGCUUAGAUAUAGUUUUUAUAUACUGCCAAAAACAUAAGCAAUACUAUAAGUUAUCUAAAAAUGUUAAAUUAGAUUCUUAUUUUGUAUACGUGAUUAUUGUUUUCCUUUAAAUUUGUUUAAACCAGAAAUAUAUUAAAAACUAUA